AUGUACACCGCCUCCUUCGCCUUCUUCGAAGCCCUCUGGGCCGCCGGCGUAACCCACGUCUUCGUAAACCUCGGCAGCGACCACCCCUCCAUCAUCGAAGCCAUCGUCAAAGGCCGAAACGAAAAGCGCGGCCACUUCCCCCGAAUCAUAACAUGUCCCAACGAAAUGGUCGCCAUGUCCAUGGCCGACGGGUACGCCCGCCUGACCAACAAACCUCAAUGCGUCCUCGUCCACGUGGACGUCGGAACGCAAGGUCUCGGUGCUGCGGUCCACAAUGCGAGUUGUGGAAGGGCGCCGGUGCUAAUAUUUGCCGGCUUGAGUCCGUAUACGAUUGAGGGGGAGUAUAGAGGGAGUCGGACGGAGUAUAUUCAUUGGAUUCAGGAUGUGCCGGAUCAGAAGGCGAUUGUGAGUCAGUAUUGUAGAUAUACGGGGGAGAUCAAGAGAGGCAAGAACGUAAAACAGCUCGUCAACCGCGCUCUCAGCUUCGCAACGAGUGAGCCCAGAGGUCCCGUGUAUCUCUGCGGCGCGCGCGAAGCUAUGGAAGAAGAAAUCGAACCCUACGAAAUUCAGCAGGAGUUCUGGACACCUGCUGAGCUCGGCGGGCUGAGUAUCAAACAGCUGAGGUUGGUCAGCGAGGCGUUGAUGAGUGCGGCAGAGCCACUGGUGAUCACGGGGUAUUCUGGGAGGAAUCAUAAUGCUGUGAAAGCGCUGGUGGACCUCGCGACGACGGUGAAGGGGCUGAGAGUGCUGGAUACGGGUGGGAGUGAUAUGUGCUUCCCCGCGGAUCAUCCUGCGUGGCUGGGGUUGAGGUAUGGGGUUGAUGAGAGUAUCAAGACGGCGGAUGUGAUUCUUGUGUUGGAUUGUGAUGUGCCUUGGAUCCCGACGCAGUGUAAGCCGAGGAAGGAUACGUUGAUCUUUCAGAUUGAUGUGGAUGCGUUGAAGCAGCAGAUGCCGGUGCAUUAUAUAUAUGCUAUCGCAAGAUACCGCGUCGACGCCGAAACAGCCCUCCUGCAAAUCACAGCAUACGUCAAGCAAAACAUGACCGAGAACCUCCGAUCGCCAGCCUUCCAAGACAGAUGGUCGGCUCUUCAGCAGAAACACCAGCAACGGCUCGCCACGAUUGCUUCUACCGUACAUGUCAGUGAGGAGGGAUACUUCGGCUGUUCGUACCUCAUCUCGGAGGUCCGGAAAGCUUGUCCAAAGGAUACGAUUUGGGCGGUGGAAGCUGUGACAAAUGCUGCGUUUGUGGCGGAUCAGGUGCAGGCUACGAUACCGGGGACCUGGAUUAAUUGUGGUGGUGGAGGACUGGGGUGGAGUGGAGGAGGUGCGUUGGGGAUUAAGUUGGCGACGGAUUUUGAGAAUGGUGGGACUAACCAAGGUGAUUGCAACGCAGGCGUUCGACGGUAUGUGAGCAUUGCUAACAGUUUCGCAGGCAAAUUCGUCUGCCAGAUUGUAGGCGAUGGCACCUACCUCUUCUCGGUCCCAGGUUCGGUAUACUGGAUCGCACAACGAUACAACAUCCCCGUCCUCACAAUCGUCCUGAACAACAAAGGCUGGAAUGCGCCGAGGAAGAGCUUGGAGCUCGUGCAUCCGCAUGGUGAAGGAUCGAAAGUGUCGAAUGAGGAGCUGAAUAUAUCGUUUGCGCCUACGCCAGACUACCCGGGCAUUGCGAGGGCUGCGAGUGGCGGGAAAUGCUGGGCCGAUCAUGCUGGCACUGCGCAAGAGCUGCAGGUUAAGCUGAUGCAAGCUGUUGCUGCUGUGCAGAGCGGUGUCUCUGCUGUUCUUGAUGCGCAUCUUGAUGGACCGCAGGGUAAGUAUCCUGGUGAGAAGGCGGCGUUGGUAGGGUAG
This is a messenger RNA of Fulvia fulva, 1848 nucleotides long. Its product is annotated as Benzoylformate decarboxylase. Gene Ontology annotation, cellular component: mitochondrion; acetolactate synthase complex. Gene Ontology annotation, biological process: L-valine biosynthetic process. Gene Ontology annotation, molecular function: thiamine pyrophosphate binding; flavin adenine dinucleotide binding; acetolactate synthase activity. NCBI's taxonomy places the organism in Eukaryota, Fungi, Ascomycota, Dothideomycetes, Mycosphaerellales, Mycosphaerellaceae. The record is from RefSeq and is a predicted model, not a curated record. The transcript has 3 exons. Bases 1 to 1848 code for a protein of 615 amino acids.